UGAUAAAUAUACGCUAAUAUCUUUUUUCUAUGAAAGUAUCUGUAGUAUUGACAUAUAUUUAUUGAUUUUGAGCCACAAACUGCUUCUUAGGCAGUUAGGCAACACACACUCUGACACCACUGCACCAGGACACUGUAAAAAAUGGAGAUUAGUGACACUGCCGAGGCGGCUGAAUCUGAAGCACAAGCUAAGGCAAUCCAGCAAGUUGCCAGCAUGCUUCUUCGACCUGACCAGUUGGAUAAAGUUGAUCAAUACAGACGAAGAACUGCAAGAAAAAAGGCAUCGUUUGAGGCAAGAUUAAAAGCAGCUGUCCAAUCCCAAUUAGAUGGAGUGAAAGCAGGACUUUCACAAUUAACAGAAGCAUUAGAGGAAGUUAAAAAUGUGAAAAAGAAAAUGACUGAAGUUGAUGAAAUGUAUUUGUCUUGUGGAACAUUAAGCGAUAAAAUGAGAGAUAUUAAAGAUGUCAGUGCACAACAUCGUCAACUUGCUGCUGCAAUGGAAAAUUUAAAACAUAUCUUUGCUGUUCCUGAAGAAGUUGAAAAAGCCAGAGUGAUGAUCAAAAAUGGAGAUUUAUUGGAAGCCCAUAAAUCUCUCACUGAUCUGGAAACAUCUCGUGAUGAUUUGUUAUAUGAACAACACAAGCUGGAAAACAGGAGUACAGCAGAUAUGAAACAACUUCAGAGAUUUUUUGCGGAAGCUGAGACAUUAUCUAAUGAAUUAGGAAAUACAUUGUGGAAAAUUCUUCAAAAUGCAAUGACUAUUGUGAAAAAAGAUACAGGAGAUAUUGUUACUGUUCUCAGAAUUAUAGAAAGAGAACACAGAGCUGAUGUAAAGAUGCAAGAACAAGAAAGAUUCUCCGGUUUCAUUCCUCCUGAUCGUCCAAAACAAUGGAGAGAUAGAGCAAUGGAAACUCUAAAAACAGCCGUUGACGACAGGAUUGAAAGUGAUGUUUAUGAUACACGAGACACUGACAAAAUGUGGUUGGUUCGACAUUUGGAAAUAUUACGAAAAUACGUUCUGAAUGACUUGAGAAUCGUAAAAACAUUGUGCAGUCCAUGUUUUCCUCCUUCAUUUGAUAUUAUGGAACGAUAUGUGCAUUGGUAUCACCUCGCCCUCGCUAAUCAUCUCAACAAAUUAAUAAAAGAAGGAUUACAAGGAAAUGAAAUAAUAUCGUUACUAACUUGGUUGAAUGGAUAUACAGGACGAGAAUUACUAGGACAUCCUGAUCUUCAACCAGAGGUGGAUGUCAAUAGUUUACCUCAGUUACUUGAUGAUGAAGUCAGCGACCAGUUGAUGAUGGAUUACUUCGUUACUACACAACGAAAUAUGUCGGAAUGGACGCAAAAAUCGCUCGAACAAGAUUCAAAAGAUUGGAGAAAAGAAGAAGAACCAGAAACAGAUGCCGAUGGAUAUUAUAAAACAUCUCUUCCUGUUAUUUUAUUCCAGAUGAUAAAACAAACAAUGCAGGUCGCUGAGACAAUAUCUGAACUUCAGAAGAAAAAAGUAUUUGAUGUUUGUAUCAAGGAAAUGACAAAGUUUGUUAGAUCAUAUGCAGAAUCAGUUACAAGUUACAAAGAAGAACAUUUCAAGGAUCGGGAAUUCCCACCCUAUUAUCCACUGUAUAUGGUCGCUAUUGCGAAUAAUUGUGAAUCUUUCAUCGAGUUUGCUCAACAAAUGGAGAAAGAUUAUCUUGGAAAGAAAUCUGACUCUGGUCAAGGAAAUGAGAUAAAUGAACUGUAUAUGAUGGAUGCAGAUGAUGGAAAUCCAUUUGGUUCCUCAGUUGAAAAUCCUGAUGAAGAUGACUUGUUUCAUAAGUUUCGUAUAGAAAUGGAUCGAGUUGCGGAAGCUACUUGUGGUUAUCUUCUUGAUGAGGUUUUCAUGGAUUUGAAGAUUCACUGCGACAAUCUACUCACAAAACAAUGGUUGACAGAUGAAAGCAUUGUUGAAACAGUUUGUGUUACGAUUGAAGAUUAUUAUAAUGAUUUUGUUCAUCUAAGACCCAGAUAUUUUUCAUGGAUAAUGAAGGAAGCUGAAAGAAGAGUAGUUGUUGAAUACUUAAAGGGAGCUUUAGGAAGGCGAGUAAAAUUGGGAAACAACGAUGAACGAAAGAAAGCUGGUGAGAAAUUAUCAAAAGAACAGGAACUACUAAGUGCAUUCUUCGGUAGAUUAUCGUCAUCACGAUUUCGAUCUCCAUGCGAAGCUCUCAUUCCUAUUGCAGAAGUUAUUAAACUACAGGAUAAAAGCAUGAUGCCACUGGAAUUAUCAGGCUUAGUGACCAAAUACCGAGAUGCAAGUGUUGAUCAGUUGAAAGCACUUUUAGCCAUUCGUGGUGAUUUUUCAGCAAACGAAGCCAAAGAGAUAUGUGAAGAAGCCAUAUUAACAUCUUUAAAAGGCAACCAACCAAUGUCGAAAUUCACUCCAUUCAGUGAGGUAUCGAAACAACAGACUAUAGAAGUUCCAGCUUAUAAACCAGUAACAAACACUGCAUCUGGCUUGUUAGCUAGAUUAACGCAAUGAUCGGUUGCUUUGCGACGGAUUGGUAAAAUCAACCAGCAAUGGGUUUAAUCUGGUGGUUGCCGAUUUGUGUAUUUGCUUUGCAUAAUAUGAUUUCAUUCAUCAUACAGUUAUUCAUUUAGUCGCAUUUAGAACCUGUCAUUAUAUGAGAGAAUUAUGAUUGGAGAUGGGAAAAUUCGUACGCUGCAUUGCCAUUUCAUUUAUGUGCAUGCUAUUUUCACUUACCAAUAAUUAUGUCUAAAUAUGUUUAACAAUCAUAGCCUGGACCCCAUAUAACUCUGAUAUGUAUGUCUGUUGAUAUUUGCGUAUAACAAGGAAGACACUUAGGAGUAGCGUUUUUCUUUCUAUCAAUGUUUUAUAUAUUAUGUUUCACGUUAAUCAAUACUGUCAGUGUCACCUAUAUAGAGAUUUAUAAUAAAUUUAUUCAAGUAAUA
Messenger RNA from Styela clava, 2948 nucleotides. Its product is annotated as exocyst complex component 3-like. The record is from RefSeq and is a predicted model, not a curated record. Gene Ontology annotation, biological process: exocytosis; exocyst localization. Gene Ontology annotation, molecular function: SNARE binding. Gene Ontology annotation, cellular component: exocyst. NCBI's taxonomy places the organism in Eukaryota, Metazoa, Chordata, Ascidiacea, Stolidobranchia, Styelidae.